CCGAGAGAAGAACAAGGCAUCCAAUUCCCGCCAUCUCCACUAGGGUUUCACGGUUCACCUUCGCCGGAGAUUGCAAUCGGCUGCCCUCCUUCCCUUCCAUUAUGGACGGCCAGAGCUUGUCCAGGAGGAGCUUGUCGGUUUCCAGCUCGUCGGGGAGGACGAAGAAGCUCCUUGACAAUGGUGUCCUUGAAGGCCCCCGGAGAUCCUCAUCCUCUAGAUCAAUAACUGUGGGUGGACUCAGUGGAGAGAGAACUGUCAAGAGGCUGCGCUUAUCGAAAGCCUUAACUUUGCCUGAGAAUACAACUGUUCAUGAUGCCUGCAGGCGGAUGGCUGCUCGCCGGGUUGAUGCUGUGUUGCUGACUGACUCUAAUGCAUUGCUUUGUGGAAUUCUAACAGACAAAGAUAUAGCUACAAGAGUAAUUGCUCAGGAGCUAAAGCUCGAGGAAACACCGGUUUCCAAAGUCAUGACACGAGGUCCUGUUUUUGUUCUUUCAGACACUUUAGCUGUUGAAGCACUACAGAAGAUGGUUCAAGGGAAAUUCAGACAUUUGCCUGUUGUGGAGAAUGGUGAGGUUAUUGCUUUGCUUGAUAUUGCAAAAUGCCUUUAUGAUGCUAUUGCAAGAAUGGAAAGAGCAGCUGAGAAGGGAAAAGCAAUUGCAGCUGCUGUAGAAGGUGUUGAGAGGCACUGGGGAACUUCCACUUCUGGUCCUAAUACAUUUAUUGAAGCUCUUCAAGAACGAAUGUUCAGGCCUUCUUUGUCAACUAUAAUUCCAGUAAAUACAAAGAUUGUCACAGUGGAACCUUCUGAUUCAGUCUUAACUGCCACAAAGAAGAUGCUUGAAGUUCAAAUGAGUUCUGCCAUUGUAACAGUUGGAAAUAAACCUCGGGGAAUACUAACUUCGAGUGAUAUUUUGAUGCGGGUAAUUGCAAAACAACUUCCUCCAAGCUUGACCUCAGUGGAGAAGGUUAUGACUCCAAAUCCCGUUUGCGGAACAGUCGAUACUCCAGUCCUCGACGCUCUUCACACCAUUCACGAUGGAAAAUUCUUACAUCUACCUGUAGUGGAUAGAGAUGGAGAUAUUGUUUCAAUUGUUGAUGUACUUCAAGUUACAAAUGCAGCAGUAGCCUCUGUGGAAAACAGUGGAGGAGCUGGAAAUGAGACAACAAUAUCCAUGAUGCAGAAGUUCUGGGAUUCUGCCAUGGCCAUUGGACCUUCUGAUGACGAUGAGGAUACAAGGAGUGAUGGAUCCAUGAAGUUGGCAUGCGAGUCAGCAGACACAAUGAGGUCUCCUUCUGAUCCAUCAAAUCCAUCUUCUGCAUUAGUAACCACCUUCGGCUUUAAGCUCGAGGAUAAGAAAGGCAGGAUGCACAGAUUCAACUGCGACACCCAGAGCUUGACAUAUCUUAUAACCAGUAUUCUUCAAAGAGUCGGCGAGGAUAUUGACAGAAACAAUCUACCACAAAUUUUGUACGAGGAUGAAGAACAUGAUAAGGUGAUACUCGCGUCUGACGAUGACCUUGCAACUGCUGUGGACCAUGCCAAGCUUGCCGGUUGGAUGAGUUUAAGACUGCAUUUAGACUACUCAGGAUCAGGUCAUCGGAGAAGGCGCGGUGGCAGUGGCUCUGGAACUAUGGAUUUUGUGUAUGGUGACGCGUGGGCGGCCGCAUAUAGCGGGAUGGCGGCCGGAGCUGCACUGGUUGCCGGGCUCGGUGUGAUAGCAUACUUGAAGAGAUCAGGCUUAUAGAUUGAAUCAUUGAUCUCAAACUUCAGUAUUACAUUCCAUGCAAGAAAAUCAAAACUUUGUAAUGGUUGUUUGAAAA
Dioscorea cayenensis subsp. rotundata (Guinea yam) is the source of this 1821-nucleotide messenger RNA. Its product is annotated as CBS domain-containing protein CBSCBSPB1. The coding region runs from base 102 to 1745 and encodes 547 amino acids. Gene Ontology annotation, molecular function: protein binding. The transcript has 14 exons. Lineage: Eukaryota; Viridiplantae; Streptophyta; Magnoliopsida; Dioscoreales; Dioscoreaceae. The record is from RefSeq and is a predicted model, not a curated record.